GCGUGGCGCUCGCGCUGCAGGCCAGACGUGUCCGAGGCGCAGAGCAACAAGUCCCGGAGAGGCGCGACGCUCCGGAUCCACGCCGUGCACCCCGAGCUGCCGGAGGACUCUGCCGGAGGUCGCCCCAGGUGCCGCCCGCCUCAACGACCGCCAUGAUCCUUGAACGCCCCCUCUGGCUGGUGGUGGUGCUGCUGGCGCUGCGGGCCGCGCGCUGCGACGUCGUGCUGGCCGAGGAGCGCCCCCCUCCCGCCGGGGUGGACGUUCGCACCACGCUGGAGUGCCACCCGCGCGUCUACAACAGCACCGUGUCGCGCUCGGACCGCAACGGCCGGACGUGCUUCGACCACGUGAGCGUGACCAGCUGCUGGGGCCGCUGCGACUCCAACGAGAUCUCGGACUACCGCUUCCCGUACAAGCGCUCGCACCACCCGGUGUGCAUCCACGACGUGCACGAGCCGCGCGUCGUGGUGCUGCGCCACUGCCAGGAGGGCGUCGAGCCCGGCACGGAGCGCUACGAGUACCUGGAGGCCAAGCGCUGCAGCUGCCAGGUGUGCCGCUCGAGCGAGGCGUCCUGCGAGGGCCUGCGCUACCGCGCGCCGGGCCCCUCGGGCCCCGCCGGCCCGGCCGCCCUCGUGCCCGCGCUCGUCGAGCAGGUGCGCCAGCUGCCCAUGGUCAUCAACAACCGCGGGGACUGAGAGCGGAGCCACAGCCACAGCUUGGGAGCAUCCGCGAGGAAAUACAAAGAAAAUGUGCAGUACGACGCAAGACAAAAGCAAACGUGGCGAGUCUAAUGUUGGGGCAACUGUUGAUGCGAUUAAUGUCAGUUGGUGGGUGGGUGUGGUUUGGAGUAAUUUGUAAUUUAGUAGUUUUAGACAAAAUCGAGUAAGCACGCAAUGCUGUGUGGCGUUUCAUUUCUGUUGCUGCUACCAAAUCUGAUAGAUUGUUUCCGUUCAUGUAACCAAACUGUGAUGAGAAUGGGUUGUUCUACUUUUAAUUUUCACUGUUUCUCACUAUACCAUGUGCACAUGUGCGAGACAUCCGGCAGCUGUACUUUUAGAACUGAUACGUAGCAAGAAAGCCUUUCGGUGUGAUAGUAAUGAUAUUCUCUCUUUUCUCUUUCAUUCACUUUUAUUUCUGUAGUCGGUAGAUCACUUUUUAUCAGUAGACUUAAUUAUAAGGUAAAUAAACUAUCACAAUUGUU
Molecule: messenger RNA, 1201 nt
Organism: Frankliniella occidentalis (western flower thrips)
Lineage: Eukaryota; Metazoa; Arthropoda; Insecta; Thysanoptera; Thripidae
Gene: Gpb5
Product: thyrostimulin beta-5 subunit
Exons: 3
Coding region: 153-695 (180 amino acids)
Biological process (GO): G protein-coupled receptor signaling pathway
Cellular component (GO): extracellular region; cytoplasm
Molecular function (GO): hormone activity
Source: RefSeq, a predicted model, not a curated record